CUAUUCACUGUCACCAGUUGUUUCUUUCUGCCCAUCAGUGGCCACAUAUUACACCAGGCUACAACAUCCACCACAACAGAGUCUCCACAACCAUGGCUAUAACCGACUUCCUAGCAGCUUCAGACAUCACUUCAGCUAUUAAUGCCUGUAAAGCAAAGGAUUCCUUUAGCCCGAAGAUGUUUUUCAAAACAGUGGGUUUAUCCAAGAAAAGUCCAACAGAGAUCGAGAGGGUCUUUAAGAUUUUGGACCAGGACAAAAGUGGCUACAUAGAACAGGAUGAGUUACAACUGUUCCUGCAGAACUUCGCCAAAGGAGCAAGGCCCCUGACUGCAGCUGAAACCAGGGCUUUCCUCCUGGAGGGAGACUCCGAUGGAGAUGGGAAGAUCGGCUGGGAAGAGUUUUCUGCGCUGGUCAAGUCUUCAUAAGACCUGCAUGAGGAUCUCUUGAGGAUUUGCUGUACGGUGAUGAUCUCAGGGUGGAGCUCUUUUUAUGAUAUUUAAUGAC
Molecule: messenger RNA, 504 nt
Organism: Xiphias gladius (swordfish)
Lineage: Eukaryota; Metazoa; Chordata; Actinopteri; Istiophoriformes; Xiphiidae
Product: parvalbumin, thymic-like
Exons: 4
Coding region: 93-425 (110 amino acids)
Cellular component (GO): nucleus; cytoplasm
Molecular function (GO): calcium ion binding
Source: RefSeq, a predicted model, not a curated record